CUUGCUUUAGGUGGUAGAACCUAGACGGCGGGCACCAUGUUGUUUGUUUUCGGCGUUUUAGCGAUUGUCUCGCUCCACGAGUCUGCUGCUUUGUCAGACAGCGUGUGUCAUGGCUACAGGGCUGGCGCCACAUGUCAGGUUGACGCGUUGUUCUGCAGCGGUUGGUACGUUCGCGGAAAGUGUUCAGGGGCGUACAACAGGAAGUGCUGCGUACCCGGAUACGGCGACAGGCGCUGCACCAGUCAGGGGGGCACUUGUAAGUUCGCCUUCAACUCGUGCAGUGGUUAUUUCAAAACCGGGUUGUGUGCCGGACCGACUUCCAGGCGAUGCUGCACGUCUUCAUCUUCGUCUUCCUCAUCUUCAGGAAUAGGAAAAGGGAAGGUUGACUACCAAGGAUACGCGGUGUCCGACGCUGAUGUCAGAAGGAAGCUUCAGGCCAUUGCCAACUUGUACGGAAAACGAGUGUAUUUAUUCAGCGGCGAUCGGCCCCACCAGUCCAAUAGCAGGUCUCAUCAUUAUUUUGGUCGCGCUGCCGACUUCUGGAUCGAAGGUGAGGGGUCUGGCCGGGCGAUCUUUAAUCGGCUGAGAUCAAGCGGCAUUCUGGCCAGGGACUACCAGGUGAUCUGGCACGGACGUGACACCUGUACCGGCGGAGAGCAUAUCCACAUCGGUCACUAUGGAGACAACAGGAGAACCUGCUGGGUCAUAGAGGGCACCUCGCACGCCAAUAAGUGCAGCUAUAAUUGUCAGUGAUGUCAGCUGUCAGUGAUGUCAGCUGUCAGUGAUGCCGAUUGUCAAUGAGAAAAAAUAUCGUUUUGGAAUUUUGGACUUAUUUUCUGUGAAGUUCUGCUAAAAUGGAAAAUAAACCGAAU
Lingula anatina is the source of this 872-nucleotide messenger RNA. RefSeq lists its product as uncharacterized. NCBI's taxonomy places the organism in Eukaryota, Metazoa, Brachiopoda, Lingulata, Lingulida, Lingulidae. The record is from RefSeq and is a predicted model, not a curated record.